Patella vulgata (common limpet) is the source of this 4638-nucleotide messenger RNA. Its product is annotated as chondroitin sulfate synthase 1. NCBI's taxonomy places the organism in Eukaryota, Metazoa, Mollusca, Gastropoda, Patellidae. Gene Ontology annotation, molecular function: glucuronosyl-N-acetylgalactosaminyl-proteoglycan 4-beta-N-acetylgalactosaminyltransferase activity. The coding region runs from base 1422 to 3641 and encodes 739 amino acids. The transcript is spliced from 4 exons. Gene Ontology annotation, cellular component: Golgi cisterna membrane. The record is from RefSeq and is a predicted model, not a curated record.
ACUAUUAUAGUGAUAACUGCCAAUUCGUUAUCGAAUCUUCCAUAAUGUAUCUUUAAGUUUUUUAAAUACUACAUGGAGCGAAAAAUAAGUUGGUGGGGGGCGGGGUGAUUGCCAGCCUUAUGAAUUAAUUAUUUCAUACUAAUAUAACCAUUGGCCGUUAGUCUGGGUUUUGUUUGCGUGCAGACUUGAGUUCAAAUAGAAUGAAUUUAUAUUUCUGUCUUGGUCUAAAUGAUACCGUCAUGUAAAUAGAAAAAGGAAUGCUGGUGCGAAUAGUGCACACGGAACGUACAGAUUCUUUCAACUUCAAUUGUUGACAAAACAACCCCAAGAACAUUGCCUGACGUUUGAAUUGUUGAACUUCACAGGCAACUGUUGACAAAAAGAUUUUAGAAAAAUAAACCAACUUUGUAGACUUGCUUCAUGAAAUAAUACAUGUUAUUUUGUACUCCUGUUACUUCGGGACAAUAAAUGGAUCGGCAUGCUACUAAAUAAUGUAGUGUGUCAUUGAUUUUAAACCAGAACUACAUUUGAAACAAUGUCCUUGCACGCCUUGCUCAGAAGAUUUCAUCGAAAUAAAGACAGCAUAUUUUUUAUGUCACAACCCAUUGUCUGUCUGUCACGGGCACGUGUUAAAUAUAUAUUUCUACUAAGGUCUGCAGGCUUGAUUAUAGGAAAGAGGGAAUUGGGCAGAUGAUAUAGAACAUUGUAGCCAAUUUAUUUACAUGGUGCCAAAAAUCACAGUUGACCCUCAACUAAAACAACAAGACGAAAUUGACGAAAAGAACAGAUCAACGAAAUGCCGACAUCUUUAGAAUUGUAAACAUAUCUUGGCGGGGACAUUGUAAAAGAUUGAAAUUGUUGUGGAAUUUUCAAAUCUUUGUGUACAUCAAUAGAAAUUCUUCGGAGCGUGUUUCAUUGAUUAUAAGUGUGUGUUUAUCUCGUGAUAAAUGCGACGACACAAUACAAAAUGACUGGAUUCCAAUAAAAUCCGACUGCGCCGUGGUAAUCCAGUGCAUCGUUGAUCUUGAGGGAAUUAUAACAUGCAUGUAGGUUGUUUCUAAAGAUUGGAAUACUCUAAUUGACAGAUUUUCAUAAAAGGCACCGUUCUUAUUUAGUGAAUAUUUGCGCUUUCUCGGUCUAAUUAGGAAUUGUACAGUUUGAAAAAGUUGUAUCUAUUUUAUAUUUGCAAAAAUCGUGGAUUUAGUAACUGGGAUAUGAGAACAGGGAGAUGGAUUCAAUUUUAGCUGGCGAAUUUCUUACGAUGUAUUUUUUCAUGGAGUUGUCGUUGAAUGUUCAACGCCAAAGAAAAUGAAUUCUUGGCCUUUUUUUGGGAAACAUGUGGAUAUAUUUUUUAUAAUUUUAAAAUGUUUGAGUGUUGAUUAAGGUGUGAAGAAAUUGCAAUAUUUCAGCAGAUAUUGCCAAUGUCUGCAACAAUGAGACGAAUCUCCUUUAAAAAAUUCAAAGAGCUUCAGCGUUUUGUGUUUGGAUUCUGUCUUGGAUAUUUUAUGGUUCAAUGGUUAUCUCUCUCCAUUCUUCGAAUUCAUGUGAAGAAUUGCCGAAAUUUCUUUCAUCCAUCGGCAACAGAUGCCAUAACCGAAACUUUAAUUCACGAAUCAGAAGACAAGUUCCUGUUAGUAGCUGUCAUGACAACCAGAAAAUACUUGGAAACUCGGGCCGAAGCUAUGUAUAAUACGUGGGGACAACAAGUGCCUGGGAAAAUUAUGUUCUUUGUUGGAGGUACAACAGCGUACAAUGGAACUCUGCCGGUUGUCCUUUUGAAAGAUAUCAAAGAAGACACAUACCCGCCCCAAAAGAAAUCCUUCACAAUGUUGAAGUAUGUGACCAGUCAUUUUCUCAAUGAAUACGAAUGGUUCAUGAGAGCCGAUGACGAUGUUUUUGUCAAGACAGAUCGUCUAGAACAUUUUUUAAGAUCUGUAAACAGUUCCAAGCUGUUGUAUAUGGGUCAACCUGGCACUGGAACCAAAGAAGAAAAGGGUAAACUUGGUCUUCUGAACGAUACGCCAUAUUGUUUAGGAGGCCCGGGUGUAUUUUUUACAGGACAGACGUUAAGUAUACUAAUGAAUCAUUUCUCUGAUUGUUUGAAUAGCACAGCAACACGUCAUGAAGAUACUGAGUUAGGGAGGUGUAUUCAAAAACAUGCUGGCAUCGCUUGCACUAGUUCUUUUGAGUUCACUCGAUUAUUCUACCAAAAUUAUGGAGGUAAAAAUGGAUCUUUUAAUCACAAACUGGGGUUAACAGAAGAAAGGGCCAUAACUCUCCACCCAAUAAAACAACAUUCUCAUAUGUAUCGUCUCAACAAUCAUUUCUCACUUCUAAGAUUGGACAGAUUGAAUAAAAAAGUGAAGCAGCUCGCAGAAACAUUUCAACAAUUAAGUCAUAUCAUUGAUAAUACGGAGAGUAAACACACGAGUCCUAAUAAAAUAAAAUCUUCAGAAAUUAGGAAGAGAUUACGGCAGUUAGAAGGCUGGUCCGAAUUGCACACAGGGGAUAACCCGAACGAUUGGUUAGAGACAGAACGUGGAGAUAUUUGGGAUUUUAUCAGUCAGAAUAAACACAUAUACUCAAGGUAUAAUGUAUUUAUAAAUCCCAUUGAUGACGUAUCAAGGAAGGGCAAGGUCCUAUCUCUAAACGCUGCUAAAAAAGCUGUCGGUGGCGACCAAAAAUACCGCUUCAAGAAAUUCGCAGGGUUUUCAUACCAGCGUUUAUCUUUUGGAAAAAGAAUGGAAAAUAUAAUACCAGUAAAAACGUCUCCGAAUUCGUCCAUUUCUGUCCGAACUGUACACAGAUUUUCUGGUGUGGAAUUCACUGAAAACAUUGAUUUAGUUGACAAUCAAGAUGUCAUACGUCCAACAAUAUGGAUUAUUGUACCGUUGUUCAAGAGAUCAAGAAUGUUCGCCUCGUUUCUUUCAUCACUAACUCGAGUCAUUGAAAAGUUUCAGGGAAAUAUCAUUUUGUGUGUAGUUCUUUACGUCGACGAUGACGAUGAGUACAAAAAUUCGCAACGUUUUGCUGAUGUUAUGCAUAACUUUUUAGACAAAUUGAAAAUUAGAUUAACUAUUUUAAAUGAACCCUUUUCGAGGUCCAAAGCCAUAAAUAUGGGAAUGCGAAGCUUGAAAAACGACUCAUUGUUAUUAAUCAUGGAUGUGGAUAUGAUUUUCAAUAGUCGGUUUUUAAACAGGGUAAUUUUAAAUACAAAACACGGUUACCGUGUAUAUUUCCCUAUAUAUUUUAGUCAGUAUAGUUCAAAUAUUAUUUGUUUUCCCAAUAAAACAUGCGAUUUAGAGAUCGUAAACUUUGACAAUGAGCACGGAACUUGGCGCUUCUUCAGUUAUGGGAUUUUGUCUAUUUACAAAGAAGACGCUAUAAAACUUAGAGGAUUUAAAGAAGAAAUCAAAGGCUGGGGAAAAGAAGAUGUAGACUUUUAUGAAAAGUGUUUGAAAUCCCAUCUCCAUAUCUUCCGUUCGGCCGAUCCAUAUCUAAUUCAUAUUUAUCACCGUAGAGACUGUGAUCAAACUUUGCCAAAAGACCAACUUACUAUGUGUGUUCAAUCACGUAGUCAAUUAUAUGGUUACGAAAAAGAUUUGUUUAAAAUUUCUAAAGAAUUAAAAUUAGUAGACUAAUAAAACACAUUAAACGAGUAAAAUCUAUCGUUUCUAUCCUAACUACUCAGCACAUAUACUUUUGUUGGGUGUGUUGGAUUUUACUAGAAAUUUUGGCAGAAUAAAUUUGAAUUUCGAAUGAUAAGUGAAUAACUUGAAAUGUUGAAUGAAUAACUUGAAAUGUCGAGAUAAAACUUGAAUUUUCAACAAGCUACCUUGAAUUUUUAUUUCUGGAUUUCAACAGAAUUUGUAGUUUCGAUAUGAAUUUUGACUAUGUAAAUUAAUUUAUUAACUGCUUGGUCCAAUUAGGCGCGAAUUUAACAUUUGCCGGGCCAGUAUAGUCCAAACUUGAGUACAAUAUAAUAUCACCACGGCCUCUUGAUUGUCCUUCGAAAGCUUUUAAAAUUGGGCAUAGGAUCUGUAAGAGGCGCCAUAUUCAGACUUUCGGCAGAAGAGUAAGAUGUUAAACCCCAUUUUUCUAGAAGACUUUAUUAUGCUUAGUUUUAUUCAAUGAAGUCUCGUAUUUUGAUAAUAUCGAGAAUAAAAUAUUGUACAUCAUUGUUGCGUUAUAACAUUGCUUCAAGGUGCAGAUAACCUUGUAACGAUUAAAAUAUUUUCAAUGGAUUAUUGGACACCACUACUAGAAAGUCGCAUUGUUUACUUCUCUAAAUCCAAACUUGCAAAUAUCUGAAAUUUUGACAAUUUUCCCAUUAUCUAUUGUCUUUGUCGUCGCAUUUACAGUAGCCCAAGUGUUUAUGUUACGAAGACAUAAAACUUUCGCUUGAUUCUCGUGGGAAAUUGUGAAAACAGUUUUAAACUAUAAAAGUCGACUCCAACUUAAUUUGCUCUAACGCGAAAUAAUUUUUUCUAAAGUUUCUGUUCAAUUAAAGAAUAAUUCAUAUUCAAGCUAAUUAAAUCUCAUGAUGUAAAACUGAACAUGAAUUGGUUAGGCGAAAAUAAAUGAGAUUGGUGGAUGGGGAUGGUAAUAUUAUUCCUAGAAACCUGACGACAAUGGUAU